Molecule: messenger RNA, 2154 nt
Organism: Hymenoscyphus albidus
Lineage: Eukaryota; Fungi; Ascomycota; Leotiomycetes; Helotiales; Helotiaceae
Source: the annotation of a GenBank genome assembly
AUGAACGAACGCACUCCGAAAAUCGUUCUCAUAAGCGCCACUCACGACGUGAACCUCCUGACCGAAUACUUUUCUCAAUCAACAAGUGAUGGACUCACGCAGCCAUGCCCGUCUGUCAACGUACAAGAUCGAUUAUUUCAGGUCCGUGAGUUUUUCCUCGAGGAUAUCAUGAAGGAAAUGAGCGGUCGUCUUUUGGAUAUCAUAACGACUCAGAAGGGCCUGUCAUCACGUUUCCGAGAAGCCAAGCAUAUCUCUAAGCACAUAAUCGAGGACGCUGACCGAUUGAAGAGCACCCAUUCAAUGGUUCCUAUACAGUCCAGUGGCAUUAUGGCCAAAAUUCGCCACCAAACAACCAUCGAAACCACCCCCACGCUACUUGCGGCAGCAAGUAUCACACAUGUUUUAAAAACAACAACGCAAGAUGCAAUCUUGGUCUUUCUUCCCGGACUUCGCGCGAUCACGGAAGUUGCUGUGAUGCUGAGAUUUUAUAGUCGGCGUUUGACUCUACCCAAAUGUGACGUACACGCCCUUCCCCAGUUGCCAAAAGAGCCUAUGAAUAGUGUACCUCUACCCGCACAACCUGGCAGGCGAAAGGUUAUUCUUGCGACCAAGAUUGCAGAGACUUCUAUCGACAUACCGGACAUUGCAUAUGUGAUUGAUUCUGGUUUAGAUGAAGUAAGCGACUAUAAUCAGUUUACUGGGGCGGCAGAUUUGCGAAUCUCUUGGGUUAGUAAAGCAGAUUCAAGACAGCGUGCUGGCAGAGCAGCGCGUGUCUCUGACGGAAGAUACUACGCGCUAUUUUCUAAAUCGCACUGGAAUAGUUUACGCGAACGUGAAAUACCCCCGAUCCAGCGUCAGGACUUACAACAAACAUGUCUGAAUGUCAAAAAUCUUUUCCCCCGGGAGAAGAUAGGCCAGGUUCUUGCUGAGGCCAUAGAACCGCCACAGGUAGCAGUUAUUGAUGCUGCCAUCACAGAUCUGACGCAACUGGGGGCGCUUACGGAGCAGGAGGAUCUGACCCCUUUGGGAGUUCUAUUAUCGCGACUUCCAGUUGAUCCUGCAAUUGGAAAGAUGGUUAUUCUUGGCAUCAUAUUCCGCUGUUAUGAGCCUAUGCUUAUACUAGCGUCCGCCAAUGGAACCAAAUUCACAAACGCUCGUCUUAAAUAUGACACCACCCGCAAGAACACACACUUCCAAGAUUACUCGGGAAGUGAUGCUGUAGCGUUGGUCGACGCAUUUCAGUUCGCCAGCGCAAUGGAACACCGAGAGGAUUUUGCUCAGUUGAUGCGAGCCGCAUUCUUGGAUAUUUCUGAAUUUCGCUCAAUUCAAUCAAAAAUGGCAGCCAUGAAAUCGGUGCUUGUGAGAGAAUUCAAGAUCAUAUUAUCACAUCAGAAGCAGGAACAUCCUGUGGGUGCACCCCCUGUGGACAUACAGGUAUUUUUCGAGAAGCACAAUGAGAAUUCGACAAAUUUGGCACUGAUCAAAGCGUUGUCGCUGGCAACGUACCCGGACCAUUUGGCAUUUCGAAAGGGAGGCAACAAGUUUUCUACUUCGCUGGGUGACGCUUGUAUGGGCUAUUGGACCAUCAAUAAUCCUUGCAUGCUUGAGAGAAUGGAACGACUCAAGCAACAAGCGACGGAUACUUUGCUUUACUCUUACAGUGCGUCUUCGAUGAGCACCAUGAGAACAUUUGUUCUUGAGAAUACAACCAGAUUGUCUCCAUUUGCAGUAGCACUCUUCAGCCGCGACGCUCAGAUCACUGAACGCAAAGGACGCAAGACACUAAUGAUUAACAAAUGGUUGACUUUCGAUGUGACUGUUGAUGGGAAGCAAUCUGCCGAGAGCACCUCAUUCGCACUCGAGAAGUUGAUGAAUUUUCGGCGAACUAUUGAUGUCAUGCUUACCAAUGCCUUUGCUAGUCUUUCUAGUGGGGGAUCUCGUCAUUCAUUCUUGGAUCCUGAUCCUCGUGUGAGCAAGCUUGUUGCUGUUACGGCUGCACUUUUGGAGCAGAAUUUGGAGGUUCCUCAACUCGCUCAUCUGAAUCUGGCAGGGUUUGAUUGGAAUCUUGGGCAAGAUGAGCCUGUGGGCAAGAACUGGUGGGUUGGGGUUGGGGCUACGUCUCCAGAUAAAAGUUCUGGUGGUGUUAAGGUAUGA